AUGAGACUGGUGCCGUGGGCGUGUGGGCUCAGCGCGCUCGUCGCCGUCGCUGAGGCCGCGCUCUUCGCGCGAAACUCACCCGUGCUGCAUCUGACGCCUGACAACUUUGACAAGGAGGUGCUCGAAGUCCACAAGCCGGCGCUCGUGGCGUUCACGGCGCCGUGGUGCGGAUACUGUCGCAACCUCGCACCGAGCUUCGAGCGCGUCGCGGCCGAGCUGGAUGGCGUCGUAAAGAUCGCGUACGUCGACUGCGAUGACAGCGCCUCCCAGGCCCUAUGUGCCAAGUACGAGAUCAAGGGCUUUCCCACGAUCAAGCUGUUCCCCGCGACCAAGCGCCGCGUGCCUCGCGACUAUCUCGGCGAGCGCAAGGGCAAGGCGAUGAUGAACUAUGUGCUCGACGCCCUCCCAUCCGAGGCCGUGCGUAAGCUCGAUGCAUCGUCGCUCCCAGCUUUCCUUGCCAAGGGCUCGACGCCCAAAAUCGUCCUCGUCACGCCGAUGGGCAAGACAUCGCCGAUGCUCCGCUCCCUGGCCCUCGACUAUCUCAAACGCAUUCCCUUUGCACACGUCUUUGCCGGCAAAGACGGUGUCGUAGAAAGCAUGCAAAAGCAGCUCGAUCCUGAGCUGACCAAGGACAAACUCCCCGGUCUCUACUUUGUCGCCCACGACGACAAGCCCGUCAAGUACCGUGGCUCGAUGAAGUACCGCUACAUCAAGCUGUGGAUCGACGAGCAGCUGGGCGGCGCAGACGCACAAGCGGCGCGCCUGCAGCGCGAGGCAGAGGCCAAGGCCAAGGCCGACCAAGAGGCCGAGGCCCGCGCACGGAUCAAGGAGCGCAUGCCGUCCCAAGAGGGGUCGACCUACGGCAUGAAACACAACGACGACAAUGUCGAGCAGCUGCGCAAGUUUGAAGAGGCGUUCGUGCGCAUGAACGAAGACGAGGCCAUGCAGCAGAUCAAGCAGCAGACCGACCGCGCCUACAUCAAAAAGCUGCUCGACGCACGCGCCAAGCUCAUGGCCCAGGAAGGCGUGCAGGACAGCACACCGCAAAAGCCUCUCACCAAGGGCAUGCUGAUGGACAAGCUGCAAGAGCACAUGGGCGAAAAGUACGGCCUGCGUUUGGCCGAUCAUGCCGAGCAGACCCAAAAGACGAUCGAGCGCAAGCUGAUGGAACAUCCAGACGACACGGUCGGUGCCAUGAACGAGGCCGAGCACGAGUUUAUCGCGCUCCUCCGCGACGAUCAGGCCGAGCUUGAGACGCAGAUCCAGGCACGUGCGGAUCUCGACGGCUACGUCUUGUCGCAAGAUGCGAUCGAUGCCAUGAACGAGACCCUCGAGACGAUCCUGGGCCUCAUCAACACGAUCGAGUUCCGCAUCAGCGCCCGCACCGCUGGUCUCGAUGAACGCCAGACGGCCGAGAAAAUGCUCAAUCAGUUCCACGACGAACUCUAA
Molecule: messenger RNA, 1449 nt
Organism: Malassezia restricta
Lineage: Eukaryota; Fungi; Basidiomycota; Malasseziomycetes; Malasseziales; Malasseziaceae
Product: protein disulfide-isomerase A6
Exons: 1
Coding region: 1-1449 (482 amino acids)
Biological process (GO): response to endoplasmic reticulum stress
Cellular component (GO): endoplasmic reticulum lumen
Molecular function (GO): protein disulfide isomerase activity; protein-disulfide reductase activity
Source: RefSeq, a predicted model, not a curated record